AUGACGGAAACCUACCUCUUUCAUGUCAGCCGCUCUGAGGAUGCAGCGAAUGGAUCGUACAUGUCCUCUCGAGGAGCUCAAGCGCUGUCUGUCAGUGUUGUUUUCACCACGCUGGCAACCAUCUUCGUCAGCGCUCGCAUUUAUACUCGAAAAACCUUGAUGAACCGCAUGGAACCCAACGAUUGGAUGAUCUUGAUCGCCUUGGUACUGACCCUGCUGGAGUCCUUGCCCGAGUCCCAAUAUACCCAAACUCAACUGACAGUGUUUCAGGUCCUAUCAUUUGUCUUCAUGGGCUUGUUCAUUGUGGAGGCUCUGAAUGGGAUGGGAAUGCGUCAAGUAGACAUCCCGCCUCUCAUUCUCGAGAAGCAAAUGAAGGCCUUCUGGCUUACCAUCCCCUUCUAUAACGCCGCCUUACUCUGCGCCAAGGCCUCGAUUCUGAUGCAGUACUUCCGUGUCUUUCCAACAAGACGGAUGCGACGCAUCUGCUGGCUCAUGAUUGCCGUGUUGGCUACUUACGGGACCUGGGCUGUGUUGAGUGCUUUCCUUAACUGCGUCCCCGUGGCCAAGUUCUGGGAUUCAUCGAUCCCGGGGUUCUGUUUGAGCUCGGAGGGCCUGUGGUUCUCCAAUGCCUCGAUGCAUAUCACCACCGACCUGGUCAUCCUCAUCAUCCCGAUCCCAGCGUUGGUGGCACUCGAGCUGCCGAAGAAACAGAAGAUCGCGCUGAUCUCAAUCUUCGCAAUCGGUGGAUUUGUCUGUGUCACCAGCAUAUGCCGCCUCGUCGCGCUCAAGAAGAUCGCCGACUCAUCUGAUCCCACCUACGACAACGUCGGCGCAGCCUCCUGGUCCGCCAUCGAAUGCAACACCGGGAUCAUCUGCGCCUGCCUCCCGACGCUCCGCCCGCUGGUCUCGCGGAUCCUGCCGCAUCUCCUGUCGACCCUCAGCGGCGGCCGGCAAGCCUACGGCACGUCGCCCCUGUCCGGCGCCCAGGCCCCGACCUACUGGAACGGCACCGGCGCCACCGUCACCACCACCAUCACCACCCACCUCGACGACCUCGAGUACGCCCACUGCGCCGGCGACGCCGACCGCUACCUCACGCUGGUGCCCGGCAACGACGUCAACGGCCAGGGCAAGCUCAUGGUCCGCGAAACUCAUCCCGCCGGAGGAGCAGGAGACCUGAAGGAAGCGUUCACCCGCGAGGAGCAGCGAGGAGACAGCUCGUCCUCCUCGUCGCCGCCCCGAGCCGGGAAUCUGCUAGGAUAG
This is a messenger RNA of Aspergillus japonicus CBS 114.51, 1263 nucleotides long. RefSeq lists its product as uncharacterized. The record is from RefSeq and is a predicted model, not a curated record. Bases 1 to 1263 code for a protein of 420 amino acids. The transcript has 4 exons. Lineage: Eukaryota; Fungi; Ascomycota; Eurotiomycetes; Eurotiales; Aspergillaceae.